AGGUAGUAAGGCAAUGUUGCUUCCGGUUUUAACAGACGUAGCACUCUUAAAGCAAAAAUUAAAAAAAACAUAAAAAACCACGUGGGAUCCGCAUGUCAGUGAAGCUUUAGACGGUUGACUUAAGUGAACGAGCUCCUGCUCGCGCAUCGGCCUGGCGCGCCUCUCCUGCUCUGUUGGACCGCCGCGCCCAGAGCGCUCGACCAGUCGGCGGGCGAUGGUCGCCGAGGUGGGCGAGGAGGCGGGCACCGCGGCGGAAUCGCAUCGGGAGCGGAACGCCAUCGCCAGCCGCAUCCGCCGCGCCGACGCCACCGCAGCGCGUCGCCCCUACAUCAAGUGCAACAACUGCGGUGAUGUCCGCAUCGUCAAGUGUGACCGCGCCCUCUCGACGACUGGCUCCGCGACGACUUCCCCAACCACCAACUCUGCAAGGUGCUUGGCCCCGAUCGAUCGAGCUCUUUUUCUCGCCGCUCCUCUACGUCUAGGUGCUCAACGUCGCCUGAGGCGGCCACCCGGGGCGCGUCCUACCGAGCACACCGCUGCACGAGUGGUUCUCGCGGAGUCGCUCGACGGCGAGGAUAACCAGCUGAUGGUGAACAGCUACCACUGCACCACCAGGGAGGGCGUGCAGGCGGCGGCUGGCGGAGCGGUUCGUGCCGAUGGCGUUCGAUCUGCGCUCCGGAUGCGAUUCUGCCGCCGCGGCGCCGGCCUCCCGCCACCUCCGCGCCCAUCGCCGCGGCGGUCGAGCGGCUGCUGCCGUAGUCCUCAGCGGUGCGCUAGGCCGAUGCGUGGCCAGGAGUGAGUUCGUUGAAGCCAACCGGCUAAAGCUCCACUGGCAUGUGGGUUCUAUGUAGUUUUAAUUUUUUUUAAUUUUUGUUUUUAGUGCCACAUCAGUUAAAACCAGGAGCUUAACCACUUAACCACUCGGAUGCUAUACUAAGAUGAAAUAAUUGGCCUCACUCUCCUUUUUUUUUUUACUAUGGUUUAGCUAAAGGGCCAUGCAUUGCAAUGGAUACUAUAAGAGAUAAAAGAAAGUAAAAUUACAAGUUUAUAGUAUUGGUAUAUUUUUAGAGGGGUUGUAUAGGUAGUUAAUUAGUCAUAUAAUGUCAUAUCCAAAAUAAAAUUAUUCACGUGUGAGAAUUUUAUGCUGUUA
Molecule: messenger RNA, 1150 nt
Organism: Oryza sativa Japonica Group (Japanese rice)
Lineage: Eukaryota; Viridiplantae; Streptophyta; Magnoliopsida; Poales; Poaceae
Source: RefSeq, a predicted model, not a curated record